AUGCAAAAGCCAAGUCCGGGAAAUGUGCAGAAGAAAGCGUCGUCGGAAAUUCUGUUCGCCGAUUAUGGCAAAAAUCGUCUCGAUGGCGAGGAUCCAACACCGGAAAAUAAACGAGUCAUCGAUUUGUUCGAACCAGUGGACGCUAUGAGUCUGAAUCGGGAAAAAGAUCGUGUAGUGGUGUCGGGAAUUCGAGGCGUUCUUCAAGUCAUAAAAAUUCAAAAGCAUGGAUCCGGAGAUUUUGAAGCUCCUUCAAUCGUCAAAGAUCUCGAUAUGAGAGUUUAUCGAAAAGGAAAAGUCAACAUUCUCUACUCUGCACAAAAUGUAAAAUGGAAUCAACUUUAUGGUUUGGAAAAAAAUGGAAAUCAGUCUUUAAAAUAUUGUUUUUCAGAUCAGUACAUAGCUACAACAUCUUCUAACGGGUCGAUAGUAUGUUGGAAUAUUUCUAGGAGAAACAAAUCUGUGUUCAAAGCUCAUGAGAGGUCGGCGACAUGUCUCGAUUGGCACGCCACCGCUCCCUAUAUUCUCGUUUCCGGAUCUCGUGAUUGUACAGUUAGAUCUUAUGAUAUGCGAGUGAAGGAUAGCCAUCAGCUCACUUUCAAAUGUGAUAGAAACUGUGAAUCGAUUCGGGAUAUCGCAAUGAGCAAGGAUCAAGGAUGUGAAGAUUAUUUUUUCACAGGAGACGAUGGUGGAGUUCUUCGAUUGUGGGAUUUAAGACAAACUAAAAGAUGGAUCUUCGAGAAAGUCGCACAUCGCUCAUUCGUCUCGACAAUGUCCAUGAAUCCACACAAUCGAAGACUUAUCGCCACUGGAGGUGGUAGAGAUAAAAUGGUGAAAAUCUGGGAAUGGACAGGACCAGAGCUAGUUCGUGUAUCUGUUGUGGAGACUACUGCUCCUUUAGGUCGGCUAGCUUGGCGUCCAGAUAAACCAUAUCAUUUGGCUACUUGCGCCAGUGUCAACGAGACUUCCGUACACGUUUGGGACGUUAGAAGACCCUAUCUUCCCUACGUCACCUAUGAUGAACAUCGAGACGCUGUCACUGAUGCAUGUUGGCCUAGUAAUGAUUUCGAUGUGUUUAUGACUUGUGGAAAAGACGGACUUGUAGUUCUCCAUAACAUUGAUUCUGGUCAUGCGCCGAUUUCAUUUGCCUGCGAUGUUGCCUUUGAUAUUACUCCCGAUGGAACUAUGGGAUUGGCUGUUAAUUCUGAAAUCCACGCUAAGAAUGAGGCAGAGAUGGUAUCAAGAAACGCAGCUGCCAACGGAAAGAAGUCCAUCCAUCAGAUUCCGUAUGAAUCAUUCCAGAAGCCCAUCAAGAGUUUAAUAGGAUUCGGAGUUCCGGAAGCGCUAACACACAGUCUACCGCCGACAACAUUUCAUCAAAUUGCUCAAAAAUACAUUAUUGGAGGUGUUGAGAUAACGCAGUUAUGUGAGACGAAUGCGAAGGUAGCUCGAAAGAAUGGUCUAGAACACGUUGCACAGACAUGGAGGCUUGUUGAAGCGCUCUGUGAGCAAGCGAAGAUUCAAGAGGAGUAUGAUAGAAAGACGGCCGAAGAGAAAGCCAGAAUCGUUAGAGCAUGGGCAAUUCGAAAGAAGGAGCUCGCUGAAGAGGGCAGACGAUGGCUGGCGAAUUUGAACGAUCACUAUAGAGAUGACGUCAAGAAGCAAGUCAGUCAACGACUAGAGAAUACUCAACAUGUCACCGCUUUCUUGAGAUUCUCAAGUUCCUCUGAAUCUGACGAUGAAUCAGAUAGUGAGCAAUUAGGCGACGGAGAGAACAAUCAAAAUGAAGACCAGGAUAAAAUGGCACCGAAUUUUGAUAUUCUGAAUAAGAAUAAGAAGCGGAAAAAGAAGAAAGCAAUAGCCACCGAUUUCUAUUUUGGAGCAGGAGAACAGAAUUUCAAGGGUGGAAAUCUAGAAACAAUUCAUGUCAACGAGUUCAUGGGUCUUGGUCCAGAAGCUUACGAGUUGCGAGACGAAGAAAAGGAGCGGCGAUUUUUCUGCAAAGCUAGAAAGCAACCAAGAAACGCUGAGGAAUACGAACAACUUCAACGAGAACUUGAAGAGAACGAAGCAGAUUUUCAAGAGUGGUCUCCAAUGCUCGAAAUCUAUCGUCUCCUAUUGUAUCAUGCUGAGCAGGGAGAUAUGCAAACGUGUGCAACGGUUUCCAUGGUUUGCGGAAAACGACUUCUAGACGCCGUCGAUCAUUAUACGAUUAAUGGAUGGAUCAAGUGUUAUAUGGAGAUGCUCUAUAGCCUGGAGUUGUUUCUAGUGAUGGCGAAGAUUCGAAAGUACUGUACACUGGACAGUAUCAGUUCUGUUUCUCGAGAGAACACAACAAUCCAGUUAGCUCAUGCCGAUUGUGACGCUAUGAUUGUUAACGGACGGUGCACGAAGUGUGAAGCGCUAGCACAAGCAGAUUGUACUCUUUGUCGUUUUUCAAUUGUCGGAAUGACAUUCCAAUGCCAUGUUUGCGGUCAUUGUAUGCACGCAGAUCAUGCCUACGAAUGGUUCAAAAAGGAGAACACUUGCGCUUUCGUUGGAUGUCCCUGUACUUGCGGAAAAAAUACAUGGCCAGACAUGGAUCGGACGUUCAUUGGGAAUGAUGAAAUUAUGAGGGAUCAUCGCAAGUUUUCGGAUUAUGACACGGAUGAUUCAGAUGAUGUUGACUCGGAGAAAGAGCCAGAUACUAAUAGAGUAGAUGCUUCUCGCCUCGAUACAGAUUCGGAAAUCAGCGCAGAAGAAGACGUGGAAUGGUCGCCUGGAGGUCAUCGAAUUAGGCGGAAGUACGAUGAGUUUCCAAACGAAGGAAUGCACUCAGAAUGGUCUCAAUAUCUGGUUCGGCUGAAAAGAGCACGAAAGAAGGAAUGUGAUUCACUGAUUCCUUUGGACAAGGAGAAUCAACCUUCAAUUAAAAAACCGACUUCAGAAGUUCCGAGAGAUAUAUUGAAAGAAAGAUAUCAAGAAACACUUCGAAUAUUACUGAAAAGCGAAGAUGCAAGGCAAGCCAAAAAGCGAAAAGAGAUUCUGGGAGUCCAGGAAGGACAGCUCAAGAAGAAGAAGAAGUAUAAAGAAGAAGAGCCUGAUGAGUUUAUGGAGCAAAAAGUUUGUGAAUACCUGGACCCGUCGCUGAAAACAGACAACUGGCCGAAACGAGAGGAGCCGGAAGUGUGUUCGAAAUGGGGAUUAGCGAAUAUUCGGGAAGAGGACGAGGAGAUGGAUGACGAGAAAACUGUUUACGAAAAAUCAGAGAUUUACAAUGAAAAAGAGGCAGAGGCUAACUGGGAAGACUAUGAGAAUUACGUGGACGAAGCAUGUGAAGAAUUCUGGGACGCCGAGAGUAUCAGUGACGAAGAUACCGGAAGUCUUACUGAUGAAGAAGACGAGAUUCUGAGUGAUGAGCUUUCCGAUGGUGAAGUAGUUUCCGAGAGUUUGAGCACCAGCGAAGAGGCAUCUGAUUCUCGUAAUGCAGAGGUUCAGAAGGACAGAAUCACGUUAACCAGAAACGACGCUUCGUAUUCUGGUGGAUUAGAGGAAGAUCUGGAGUAUUCCACAACAUCAGACGUACAUCAAGAACGAUCUCCGUCGUUGCCAUCAUCGCUGGAAGAAGGAGGAAUAGAAGAUAUGAAAGAAGACGACGAAGAGAAUCUAGUGUUUUUUGACGACGGUGUUCUUUUUAAUGAUGCCGAUCUCGAUUGCGACGACUAUAUCGAGUCCCUCGGACCUAUUGGUCUUCAGCCGUACCAAAUGGAAUUCUUUCGACAAAGGGCUAAAAACGAAAAUGAUCGAGUCACAUCUCCAACGUUGACAGCUGCUGUGAAAAAUGGUUUCGAGCGGUUGGCAAAUCCCAAAUGUUUUGAAAAUAAUGAAGAAAAAGAAGACGAUUUGUUUUGUGAAAAGCCAUCAGUAGUAGAAGAGACAACAACAACAUCAGAAAAGGAAGAAGAAUUCAGUGUUCCUAAGCCAAUUUUGAGUUUUGGAGAAAAGGCACGAAUGAUUUUGAGCAUGUCCAAACACGAUUUGAAGAGGAAAAAAGCGAAAAAAAGAAAGAAGGAAAUCAUCAUGAUAUAUAGCAAAAUGAUUGGAGGAUCUACAUCCUCCGAAGAGUUAUCACCUGAUGAGUUUAUGGUUUCAUCUGACUCAUCGGAUUCAUGCUUUUCUGGAUCCACGAGAUCUUCUGGGUCUUCUGAAUCUGACCUAUUCCAUCCACAAGCAGCAAUCAGCAAGGAGGAAUCAGAAGACUGUUCAUCAGAUUCAACGUCACAUAAAGAGUUGUCAGCAAUGCCUGAAGAACGUCUUCUAACUCCAUUGGCCACCGGAGACCUCUAUUUGAAGACGGAAAGUCCAUCCUCAAAAGUUGUCUACAAAAUGAACAAGUGGAAUAAGGUAAGCAGUCAAGUAACUCAUCCAACUGAAAGUGCACAUGGGCAUGCCAACAAUACCUACUUCGUUUGCGCACCUGCUGCGGCGAACAACUCUCCUGGACCAUCUAGGAAUUAUAUUCCUUCUAUUCCACUCUACGAUUCUCUCCCCCGUUCUUAUACUUCCCGUUGUCCUACUUCGCCAUCAUCGUCAUCUCUACAAACGGAGAGUGAAGAAGAUCCAUUAGAGGAAACAUUGGAAACGCCUUCAGUGCAGAACACAGUACGAAAUCAGUGUAAAGGCUCUGAUGAUUAUCGAAAUUUCUACAAAAAUUCGUAUGAAUAUCCACACAAGUAUCCUCCUGAGAUUGAUGCGAAUCAGCCAAUUCAAAUCGUCAACUUUCGUUUGAAAGAUAAUCCUCCCCUUAUUCCAAAGGAGCUGCUUCACUUGUUCGAGAACCCUUCAACAUCUGACAGCCCAAUACCUGGAGGUGGAGCUUCAAAUGCAGUCAACCCUCUUUUCGAAUUGCGCUCAUCUGCUAUCAACGGGGCGACCCCAAUUGAGGAUCAGCAGCGAACUAAAACAAAUGCAGCGAAUACGCUUUUUGACGCUCGCACACCUUUGCCAACAAAUGCUAUCAAUGGGAACCUACAGACAUCCAGCGGCAAGCAAACCAAUGCACCAAAAUCUUUUUUCUCACAUUGCUCACCGUUUUCAACUUAUGUAGCUGAUGAUGAGAAUACUUCAAUGCCUGGCACAUCCCAAGAAAUGCCUAGCAGUCUUUUUAUGAUUAAAGAUAAAACCCCAACUGCAUAUACUUCGGUGAGCAAUUGUUCGGCUGGGCUAUUCCAAACUAUUCUGAUAAUACUGAUAAUAUCAUUUUUGCAGGUCCGUCCACCAACACCUGCCGGAGAGCUUGUAGAAGAUAGUGACGAAGAAGAAUUAUUCUCCACGGACGACGAAGAAAACGCUGAUGAAUCUGAAACCAAGGAAGAGCUAAGCGAUGAGGAAGCUUCCGAUGAAGAACCAUUCUUCCCAUUUGUUGAGGACAUUCCACGACCCGUCACUACAAAACAUCCGUGGGAAACUGAAGAACAGUAUCAGAGUCGAAUGAGAAGUGAGCAAGAAGAAGAUGUGGAGGAGAAGAAAGAACUAGAUAAUUUGGCAAGGGAAGAAUCUGAACGGAAAGAACGCGAAGCAGAAGAAGAACGAAAAGCUCUCCUCACUAGGCAUACAUCUGCGAUGAGAGCUCUGGAGAAAAGGAAGCGAAGAGCCAAGUUAAAAGUGUCAUUUCCUCCAAAACCAUAUAGCUUACUAUCCGCCAAACGUGGUAAAUUCACAAGUGAAGAAUUUGAAGCACGAACGAAGAAGGCAAUCGAGAACUUGAAAAUGGAAGAUCCCUCGAUCCCUGAAACUGAUCAAUCGGAUUUUGAAAGAUUCGUUAGAGAGAAGGAAGUCUGUCACGUAUGCAAGCAUGCGAAAAAAGACAGACGAUUCGAAAGGGAGUACCUGGAAUGGGUCAAAUCGAGAAGUGACCAAUUCAUUUUCGUCAAAUCGUUCGAUGAACCGUGUGCAGCUUUUCAGUUGGCUUAUCUGAGUGUAUAUCAAAACAGUCUUACAAUUGCUAGGAAAACUGCGAAGUAUCUAAUUCAGUUCAUAAAAAUAUUCUACUUUAUUGAAUGGAACGAUAUGCUCAAAAAUAGAAACGAGUUCGUGUUGAAAGAAGUUUACGAACUAUGGAAGAACUUUCAAGCCAAGAGACGAAAAGUAUGCAGAGGCCACUUCAGGGACUUCAGAUUCCGAUUCUUCGCUUCAUCCAUUGCUACAAAAAUCAAGCAACAACUGCUGCGGGAUGAGGCGCCACAGGUGAAACAAGCUCUACUGGAUUACGAUUGGGUGCACUUGAGAUCGUGUAUCAAUGAGAUGGACGAUCCAGCAGGUGUGAUGGACGAAGCUAUGGAUACACUAGUGGUGAACAAUCCACAUUGGUCUAUUGAGGAAAAGAAAGCUGCAAAUCGCUAUUGGGAUUUGUUUGGUAAUAUCCCUCUUCACAUCGAAACAUCGGAGACAGUAGUUGUUCCACCGUUAUCGGAAGAUCGCUUGGAUAUGGUGGAUGACACGAACUACUUUACAAAGAAAAUGUUGAGGAAUGCGGCUAGAAAUUCUCGAACCUAUGAUAUAAAGCUGACAUAUACCAAGAGAAAAAAGCAAGAAGACUUGAUUAGUGUCCAAAAUAGAACUAGAAAAGUUCAAAAUCGAGAAUGGCAGAUGCGUUUGGAGAAAAUGGUUAACGAGUCUCGCUAUGUGGAUUUGUCUGAAAGCAGCUUUCGAGUAAAUCCUCAUGACAAGCUUCUGUACACAGCUGAUCAAAAUCAAGCAUUCCCAAUAUGCCAAUUCGACACUGGAACCCAUUAUGUGACUGUCCAACCAAUGGUUUCCAAGAAAAUGAUUGAGAUGAAGUCUCAUUUGAGAAGAAAGUUCACAUUCCGAAGGACGUAUCAUGUUGACAAACAAGCGAAUCACAUUGAGAUUACUACGGAGAAACUACGCCAGUUGCCAGCGUUCAAGAAGUUUGAUUCGAAGCUUCAGAGAGCUCAGGAAUACAAAGAUAGUAAGAAAUUAGUCGUUCGUACUUUCUUAUUCAGAAAUUUAAUUUCAGUGCUUUCCCGAAACUUCAAAAUAUUCGACAAAACGAUUGUUGAACAUCGUCGGAAGCUGGAGACGAUUGUUGAGGAGCAAACGGAUAUCCCACAUACUCUUGGUGUGCUUCGCAAGACUAAAAAGCAGCGUGAAGAAGAAAGAAAAGAGGAAGAGAAGCGCGAAAAGGAAGAACAGGAAAGGAAGGAAGAAGGAAAAGUAAAGGAAGGAAAAGUCGAAGAAAACGGAAAAGAAGAAGAAAAUAGUUCAAAAGAAGGCGGAACAGAAGAAGGAACAGUAGAGAAAAUAGACGAAGUGAAAGAAAAAGUGGCAGAGAGAAUUGAGAAAAGCGAGGAAGUCAAAAAGGAAGUGAAUUUGGAGAUUUGGAGAAAAAUGAGAACGGAAAGUGUAGAGGAAGUGAAGGAAGAUGUUGAACAGGAUAUAAUUCAACAAGGUGGAUUGGAAAUGAAGAAUGAAGUGAAACUGGAAGAAGAAGAUCAGAACGGAAUAAAGGAGGAGGUGAAGGAAGAAUGUAAAGAGGAAGGCACAGAAGAAGUAAAAGACGAAGAAGACGAAGUGGAAGAAGCCCUCGAAGCUACCGAGGCUACCGUAGCCCAAGCAGCGGCUGAAGCAGAAGCAGAAGCAAUUGCACUGGCAGAGGAGACCGCACGACUUUUAGAAGAACUGGAAAAGAAUAAACCUGAACCACCAAGGCUAAAAGAACUGACGGGUAUCCAAAAAGCGCUAUGGGAAAAGUGCCAGAAAGAUAUACUCGCGGAUUAUUAUGAUGGUAUUUAUAAGGAUAAACUCGGAGAUUUUGAACGACACGAACAGAAUAAGAUGACCAUUAUGAAGAAACAUCACAAGCCAGAAUUGAGGAAAAAGAUUUUCGUGGCUAGGAGAGUUCUUGAAUUGGGAAGACUGAUGGUUGAACAUGAAGUUCGAAAGUGGAUGGCGUAUCAAUACGAUCUUCUAUAUACGAGAAAAACGGUUCUGAAGAAGUCACGCAUCACUAGAAAGCUGUUGAAGAAGAAUUUCUCAAAACGAGUGCCUUGCCCACCGCCAGCGUUCUGUGAGCAGUCACCUCUGGUUCCAAGAAAGAAGCAGAAUCGUUCUCCUCCUGCGUUGCGUUACAAUUCUUCUUCUGAUGAAGACGAUUAUGAUAAAGGUGACGAGAGACCAAAAAAAGAGAAGUCGAAAAAUACAUACUCAAAACAACCAAACUUGCUUGCUGUCGCUGGAAAGCUUCAAAAAAUCUUCAAGGAUCAACUGAAUGCUGCUCCAAAUUCUGAUGACGAAUGGGAGUAUUCCGAUGAUUCGAGCAUUGUCACGUGGUUCAAUGAUGAUACCGACGAUGUUCUGAAUAGAUUGAUCAAUAGAGAUUAUGUUGAUGAACAUAUGGUUUUGAGAGAAAGAAUGAAAGGUUCUCUUGGACGACCGUUGCACGUUGUGAAGCUCGAGAAUCUGCCAUCAGAGGAAUCGUCAGAUGAGGAAGUCGUGCAUAGAUUCGAGAAAAAAUUGGAGGAAAGGAAAUCGAUAAAAAAGGGAAAACGAGUGAGAUUCUUCGAAAAGCGACCUGAUCCGAGAGAUAUUGGUAAUGCGGAUGGUAAAGCAAGGGAUGCGUUGGCGAAAAUGGAAGUUGAGAGAGAUCGAGAGCUGAUUGGAAAGAAAUAUGAAAGGAAGAAAGAUAUGGAACAAGUCCGAGGUUAUUUCAAACAGUAUGCUCUGGAUCACAGCUACGCUCCAGAACCCUACUCCUUGAACGAGGACUUGAGCAGUGCCAUUUCAUUUAUGCAUCGCUGCGAGCUUCGUCGGGUCAGCAAUCGAUUGGAAAAGACAAUGAAGGAAGACUAUGAGAAUAGAUGUGAAGAAGAUAACAUGAUUGUGGAUAUCAUUCCUAUUGAUCAUACAAGCCUUGAAUGCAAAAUGAUCAACUUUUUGAUGUUCCAACGCGAAAGAGAGAGCUGUUAUCAUUCGGAAAAACUAUUCGAUGAAACUCGCAAAAUGUUAUCGCCAAUCCAGAAGUACGAACUUUUCUUUGGGAAGGAAGGAGCUUAUAAAUUGGCGCUAAUUGGAAAGGAGGCUUUGGAGAAUCAUAAUCUUCGAUAUGCGUUCACCUACAUUGUCAGACGAUUUGGAACAACGAAUCUCAGUGUUCCCCAUGAAAGCCUUCGAUCUUUUUAUAAGCUGUGGUGGUUGAAUUCAUUUCAAACUCUGGAACAGUUCAUUUUGGCCAACGAGGAAAAUGAUUUUAUCCUAGAGAAUUCUAUAGAUGUUGUCAACUACUAUAGGAGACAUUCUAUUCAACUUGCCAGAGAGACAUACGACCAACUCGAGGUCACAUACUUGCUCAAUGAGGUAGUAGAUCUUGUGACAGAAUACGUCGACGACAUUGACACACUUUUCCAUGGAACGCCUUAUAUGGAUUCGAAGAAAUACUAUGCAGGACUGGGAAUUAUCGACUGGUAUCACGAAAAGUAUGAUGAGAAAAAUACCAAUUGCUCAAAUAAGAAGGAAAAGAAGGAAAGAGUAAAAAAGAAGAAGCGGAACCUUCUUUCUAGUCUUUCAAUCGAGUCGGUUUCUGAAAACGAGGAAGAUGAUCAAUGCUCUCCAAGUACUGAACCAGUGGAUUUACCAGUCGAAUUCAUAAAAAUUUCGCCAGAUGAGCAACCAAAUUCAUCUGAUUCCGAUCCCGAAUACGCUCACUAUUCUACCAGAAGAAACAGUGCUAAAGUUGGAAAAGCCAAUAAGGAAAUGAUGUCUCACUAUUCAGCUGUCUACGACAAAUUGAAGGUUCUACAGGCAGAAAAGCAACAGAAGAAAGCCGAGGAAAUUUGCAAGAAGAAGCUAGAAGAAUGGGAACGAAAGGAAAGAGAAGGCAGAUGGGCAGUGGACGAUAUGGAGAGGAAAAUUCAUGAUUUUGUUGUUUUGGCAGCGGAAGAACACAAGGAAAAGAGUCGGACCAAUGAAACAUGGUGGGAUGUUAUCUCGCAAAAGCAGGAAUUCAAAGACGAGCCUACCCAUGUAAUCUAUGAUAGAGUAGGAUUGUCAGCUCACGAUGUUCUGGAGAAGUGUGGGCUUCCAGUUGGUCUCGAUAACCAAAUGUUCAAUAUCGAGAUGGAGGAAUGCCAAGCAGAAGUGGAAUCUCUAACGGAAGAUGCUAGUGAUAUCGCGGACAGUAUUGAAAAGGAUUUCAAAGAUGAAAUAUACGGAUUGGCAGACAAUUCAGGAAUUGAUGAUGAUGCUCAAAGUUAUUCAUCGAUGAGACAUGUUUUAAAACAUGAGCUUUAUUUCCAACGCGAACUAGAAUCGGGAAGAAGAAUUCCAACAUGUGUUUUCCUCUUCACACCAGAACAGUUCUUCGAAGAUAAUUAUGACACAAAUCUCGAGUUCAACAAAUGGAGACAAAUAAUCGAAGUCAGUGAAUGCCCAUUCUCAUUCAAUAAGCUCGUCAUGAGAGAACGGUUGCUACUAAGAUGCAGAGAGGAGUGUCAAGAAGAGUUGCUUGGGAAAUACUUCCAACAAGAAGAACGAAAUCGGGGAACGAUUCUGGAGGUUUUCCAGAGAUGCCUCAUCAUCGUUGUAGUGGAUUCUGAACUGAAACCAUUCGACUGUCGUGUGGUGUCUUCCGAAGACCUAUCAAAGCCAGCACACAAUCGUGUAUCGUAUUUGAGGAAACUGAUGGUUGAAAAUUCCCAACACGAAUUGUCUGCAUGGAUUGAGAAGUUCAAAAUCGACAUGGAGGUCUACGCACAAUGUCCAGUGAUUCCUGUACUAAACGAGGAUCUCAAGUUCGCUCAUACUUCCCAAUUCACGAGCUUUUUCAUUGAAGAACACACGAGAGAAGACUGGUUAAUGAUUCGAAGAGAUGAAGGCGUUCGAGCUCUAGAUACUAUGAUUCGAUUGCCACCACCACCAGCACACAAACUUAGCACCUACAAAAUGAUAUUCAAGCCGAUCUACGAUUCUUGGUACCAUGUCUGGAAGUUUGAGAAUGAUCAGGCUUGUGCAAGAACUCCGGUUGUUCGAAAACACGACCCUGUGAAAGAAUACCUUCACAAAGCUAGAAUGAUUGUCAACUACGCCCAUCAACACUAUCGCAUGAAGCGGUUUGAUUCUCUUAUGUCUAAAGAUCCAACUGAAUUCCAGCUGGUGGACCGAUCGGAUGUUCCAAGUGCAUCCCUAUUCGAUAGUCUCGAUGCAGCUGUGAGCAAAUUCUGUAACGAAGAUUCUCCGCACUUGGAUCCGCGAAGUAGGCAAGUUGUGAAGGACACACUCAUUCAACUGGCUACUGGAAAGAUUCCAUACUUCACAGCAAACUACUUUGGAGGUUAUGACUACACUCGGAGCAUCAAAUCGUCACUACCAGAUGAGGAGGAAGAGAACAAAGUGGAUAAAUUCCCACUAUUGGCAAGUACAGAACUCAUCCAACCGGAUGUUGCAAACACUACGGAAGCGGAGUUGGAGAGCUGUGACGAGGAAAUUCAAUGGCUCAGAAGUUUGUACGAAGACACAGACUUCCAAAGGCGCCGUAUCAUGGCUAAGAUGUUGUUCGAAAUUGCUCAAAAGGCAUUGUUCAAGUUGGCACCGAAUCUGGCGGAUUUCGAAAGAGGUCAACAACGAUUUGAGCAUUUGCUGACAUUACAUGGAAGGAACAGACCGUUACUUGACAUGAUGUUGACCAAAGUUCGAGGAACUUUCCAUAUGAAACCAUCAACGAACCGAUUCCUGUACAAUACGAAGCUAAUCACGUUCGGAGAAUUGGUCGAUUCUAGAAUCCACCCAAGAAACUGGAGUAAAGAAAAAGUCAGCUUGGAAGAGCACAGGAGACAAACACCGAAAGAUCCGCAAAUGAUGAUUGACUUCCUGAGAAACACCAAAACCGUUCGGCUGAGACGUGAUUCUGAUUCUGACUCGGAUCAGGGUUCAGAGUGCUCGACAACUUCGCAAACCGAAUAUGAAAAACCUUUGAGAUAUAAGAAAAGCUUGAAACUUGAGAAAGCCUAUUUGAGGACGACGAGAACGAAGAAGAGGAAGAGGAAGCGAGUAUUUUUGACGAGAGCUAUGCGAGACAUGAUUAUAGCCAAACUUCGAGAGACUCGCAUCAACAUGGAUAUAGUUUUCGCUCGUGAGAAGCGGGCUCUUGGAGCGAAGAAAUGGAAAAUCAGGCGAACGAUCAACAAAUGUCUGCAGCGUAUCGCGAAACAAGACUACCAUAAGCUCAAGGCAAAGUUGCCGGCGAAGAAGCAAGAAGCACUGAAUCACAUCAGAGACUUGAUUAUUCGCUAUUCGGAUGUUGCUCACCGAUCGUGGGGAACGCUGAAAAUGCAGACACGAAUCAGACGCAUCCCACCGGUAGAUAGAAUGCAACCCAAACAUUUUAAUAGGAUCGAAAAGGGACAGAAAAUGUACAAACCCCCGAAACAAUAUGAUCCAAACAAUCCACUAACCAAUGGACGAAAAUGGUUCUAG
Messenger RNA from Caenorhabditis briggsae, 12465 nucleotides. Gene Ontology annotation, biological process: rRNA processing. NCBI's taxonomy places the organism in Eukaryota, Metazoa, Nematoda, Chromadorea, Rhabditida, Rhabditidae. The transcript has 29 exons. Gene Ontology annotation, molecular function: protein binding. Gene Ontology annotation, cellular component: nucleus. The record is from RefSeq and is a predicted model, not a curated record. Bases 1 to 12465 code for a protein of 4154 amino acids.